Messenger RNA from Pollicipes pollicipes, 609 nucleotides. RefSeq names its product zinc finger protein 77-like. The transcript is spliced from 4 exons. The record is from RefSeq and is a predicted model, not a curated record. Gene Ontology annotation, cellular component: nucleus. Gene Ontology annotation, molecular function: DNA-binding transcription factor activity, RNA polymerase II-specific. The coding region runs from base 1 to 609 and encodes 202 amino acids. Lineage: Eukaryota; Metazoa; Arthropoda; Thecostraca; Pollicipedomorpha; Pollicipedidae. Gene Ontology annotation, biological process: regulation of transcription by RNA polymerase II.
AUGCGUCAACUGCCGGUGCCGGAUCUGGACAUCAACGGAGGCAAGAAGAAAUACGCCUGCGACAUCUGCGGCAAGACGUACGGUUACCGAGACUCAGUGUACCGGCACAAGCGCACGCACGAAGGCAAGACGGUCUGCUUCGUGUGCGGGAAGGUGCUGAGCUGCCUGCCGACGCUGCGGGAGCACCUGCGGUACCAGCACAGCAUGAGCCAGGAGGAGGUGGCCUCGUCAAAGCCGCACGUGUGCGGCGUGUGCGGCCGCCGGUACCUGCACCGGGUGUCGCUCAGUCACCACGUGAAGAAACAUCAGGGCCUGACCACGUGCCGCCUGUGCGGCAAGGUGCUGGGCAUCAUGGCCCACCUGCGCACACACCUGGAGAUCGUGCACGGCAUGUCGCGGGAGGCUGUGCGCGCUCUGGUGCCAACCCGGCAGUACGCGUGGGGCAACGGCUACUCGAGCCUGGCGCAGGGCGCCGUCGCGCUCCUGGCUGCCGCCACGCUCCUGGCCGAUGUCGCGCACCUGACUGGCGUCACGCCCCCCACGUCGGCACUCCUGGCUGACGUCACGCUCCUGGCCGACGUCGCGCACCUGACUACGUCACGCGUCUGA